AUGGGCGUCAUACGGAAAAAGACAGCUGCUAGGGGCGCUGAAGGCGGGGUUAAGUAUCACUGCGACGUUUGCUCCGUUGACAUCACAUCUACGGUUCGAAUCAGGUGUGCUCACAGUGCAUGCAAUGACUAUGACCUUUGCGUCAAUUGCUUUGCCCAAGGCUCAUCGAGCAGUAACCAUCAGCCUGCGACACAUCCCUACCGAGUCAUAGAGCAAAAUUCGUUUCCGAUAUUCGAAGAAGACUGGGGUGCCGAUGAGGAGCUACUUCUCCUCGAGGGCGCAGAGAUAUAUGGGCUGGGAUCAUGGGCAGACAUUGCAGAUCACAUCGGCGGUUACCGUCACAAAGAUGAAGUCCGCGAUCACUAUAUAAACGCCUAUGUGAACUCGCCACGAUUCCCACUGCCAAAACGAUGUAGUCCGCACGACAACGAGCUGGCCAACCAGACAACCCGCGAAGAGUUUCAGGCACGCAAGAAACAGCGCAUCGAGGAACGGCGCGAUGCUGCCAAGAACGCCCCUGCUCUGCAACCCAAGACCAAGCCCACAGCAUCGGUGCCAUCAUGCCAUGAAAUCCAAGGAUACAUGCCCGGCCGCUUGGAGUUUGAGACGGAGCAUGCGAACGAAGCCGAAGAGGCCGUGCAGCUUAUGCAGUUCGAUCCAGGGGAUGGCAUCAACCCACGCACUGGCGAGCUCGAACCUGAGACCGAACUCAAGUUGACGGUCAUGGAGGUUUAUAACUGCCGCCUUACGCAGCGUGUCGAGCGCAAGAAGGUUAUCUUUGAGCACAAUCUACUGGACUAUAGGGAGAACAGCAAAUUGGAGAAGAAGCGGUCUAAGGAGGAGAGGGAUUUGCUUAACAAGGCCAAACCUUUUGCGCGGAUGAUGAACCAUGACGACUUCGAGGCAUUCUCGCAAGGUCUGAUUGAUGAACUGAACCUGAGGCAAGCGAUCACGCAGCUUCAGGAAUGGCGCAGCCUGAGGAUAGGCGACUUGAAAAGCGGCGAAAAAUACGAGCAAGAAAAAGCAGCGCGUAUUCAAAAGGCGAUCCCCCUGGGGUCCAUGGACCGCGAUCGACUCGCCACAAAUCAGCGAAGCAAGGCGCCACCGCCCCCCGAUCCACCCAGCGGUGCUGCUCUACUUGUGGCACCCGAAAUGCCUGCCAGGCUGGCAAACAAGGGUUCCCACGGAAAUGCACUAGCGAGCGAGAAUGCAGAGCACGCAGCUUCAAACGGCGAUGCUGUCAAGAGCGAGGCUCAUGCCAACGGUGGGGCGAACGGCGACGCAGGCAGUGUAAUCGUGGCGAAUGGCGACGGCACGGUCAAUGGAGUCACAGCUAAUGGCAUCGUCAAGAAGGAGAAGUUUGAGCUUCAGCCGAUUCCCAACCUGACGCCGUUGCAGUUUACUCUUGAUCAGACUCCCGACCUGCAGGUCCUGACCCCGGAUGAGGUAAAGCUCUGUGAACUGUUGCGCAUCCAGCCGAAGCCUUAUCUCAUGAUCAAGGAGCAAUUGCUCAAGGAGGCUCUGAAGACGAACGGAACACUGAAAAAGAAGCAAGCCAAGGAGAUCUGCCGCCUUGACAACGCCAAGGGCAGCAGGAUUUUUGAGUUUUUCGUCAAUUCUGGAUGGGUUGGAAAGGCUUAG
Messenger RNA from Pyricularia pennisetigena, 1641 nucleotides. RefSeq lists its product as uncharacterized. NCBI's taxonomy places the organism in Eukaryota, Fungi, Ascomycota, Sordariomycetes, Magnaporthales, Pyriculariaceae. Gene Ontology annotation, biological process: chromatin remodeling; regulation of transcription by RNA polymerase II. The record is from RefSeq and is a predicted model, not a curated record. Gene Ontology annotation, molecular function: chromatin binding; transcription coactivator activity; protein binding. The coding region runs from base 1 to 1641 and encodes 546 amino acids. The transcript is spliced from 2 exons. Gene Ontology annotation, cellular component: nucleus; SAGA-type complex.